UCACACAUGCGUCCAGUUUCUUUUAUAUUCUUUAAUCGAUAACCUCCUUAACCCACGUUUAAUUAUUUGCAUUCAGGAGGAACACGACUCUGUAAGAUAUCUCUCCCGCCGUCUAGUUGCCACGUUUUCAAAAAGAGACGAACUUAUGAUAAGGGAUUCCAUAAAGUAAAAAAAAAUUGCUGAGUAUUGUAAUCAAUAGCGUUCUUGGAAACGUUCUCAAUGUUUACGAAUCCCGUAAAUAACUUCUGAAGAUUACAUAUAACAAUAAUAAAAAAGUCUUGUAUAAAAUAAUUAUUAGAUGUCAAAUUUUUUUUCUUAAAUUUAGAGAUGGAAUCGCGAAGAGGACGAAGAGUAAAGAUUAAAACUCCGUUUUGUGUUCAGUUUGUUGUUUGUGCCAGUUUAAAGUGUACUCUCCCAGUUGUUAUCCUUACCGAAUUUUUUUUACUCUACCUUUUUUACUUUUAUCGGAAUUCAUUUUGGUUUAUUAGAUAAGAAAGUAUUAAUAAAUGCAGAUCUGUCUAUAAAAUAUGAUUUCGAAAGAUCUCCUUUCUAGUGUUUUGACUGAAAAUUUCCUUUCGUCUAAUUAUGUGUAUAAAUUUUUUUAAUUAAGUCAUAAUUUGAAGUUAUCUUUCUUAAAUAAAAAUAUACUCCGAAUCAAACCCAAAUAAAUGGAUCAAAAGGCGAUUAUUAUGAUCAAGAUGGUAUGUUUCAUCAUUUACACCGAAGCAAUGAACGUGCAUCAACCGAGAUAUUUCUGCGGAUCAGUCUUAGGCGAUACUUUAAUGAAAUAUAAUUGUGUAUAUCACGAAGAAAAAGCUUUGGAUUACGUAGUUGGCUACACUGGGAUAGUUAAAGAAUGUUGUUUUCAAAGGUGUUCCGAAUAUGAUUUGGUUAAAAGUUAUUGUAGCCAAUCUAAUAUAGAUUCCAUUAUGAAGCAAUCCCCAACAACUCCGAAGGGUUUUAUUGAAGAGAUCCCUUCGUAUUCGGAUGAAGUUUCGAGGAAUAUGCAAAAAGAUGAAUCUUUAAAAAACGGAAAUAAUUAUCGAAGACAUUUCGUGGACGAGGUUGGUAAUAAAAGAAAAUCUAACAAGAAAAAAAAUCGAAAAAAUACUAACCCAAAAAAGAAAAGUUGUUCCUGCAAAUGUAUUAACACCAGAAAUCCCAUUAUUAACAAGGAAACAAUUGUAAAAUCCCCAGUUGUUGGCUUAACAAAUUUUAGCAGAAAUAGCAUCAUUAGAGUACCACUCCGCAAUAAUAACAUUCAAAAGGAUUAACCAACAAAGUCUUUAAUUUUGAAAAAUCAUCAGUAUUGAUUGUUUAUUUAUUAUUGUGUUAUCAAAUAAAUCAUUACAAAAA
Molecule: messenger RNA, 1356 nt
Organism: Onthophagus taurus
Lineage: Eukaryota; Metazoa; Arthropoda; Insecta; Coleoptera; Scarabaeidae
Source: RefSeq, a predicted model, not a curated record